UACAGCAAUUACUUGAUCUGGACAUUUUCACUUCCUACUCUGUGAGAGAGAAAUUCCCCAGGUCAUCUGACCUCUGCUGAAACUACACCAGGAAGAGGAGCAGAGGCAGUCAACAAGUGCAGGGCGUUCUCUGGCUGUACAAAAGCCUCCCAUGUGUGAGCCAGAUCUCAGAGCAGCGCAGGGAUGUGCAGGCGUGUGUACACAUAGCGAGGUGAGCCGUGAGUGUCCUGCCAGACAGAUCAUCUCUUGCACAACUCUCCGGUCCUGUGCAGCCCAGCAGAUCUUCAGCUCUUCCUUUCGCUGCCUAUUUCCAACCAUGCCUCCAGAGCAGAGCUUCUGAGGAGCUGCUUCCUCACGUGCUGCUGAAAGCAGCUCUCUCCAAGAAGAGGUGGUGGCUAGCAGCAUGGUGGGAAUACUGGCAAUGAGGACGUGGAUUGAGCCAGUGGUCGCGGGUUCCCAAGUGGCCAGUGCCUUCUAUGACACAGCACUGCUUCUGGUAGUGAAGAACUACUACAACCAGACCAACAGCACUGCUCCCUCUCACGUCCUGGAAGACGCUCAGCAGAAGGCUGUAUCUAAUUUUUACAUCAUCUACAAUCUUGUUCUGGGCCUGAGCCCGCUGGUGUCAGCCUAUGGCUUGUCCAAGCUGGGGGACAGGAUACAUCGGAAGAUCCCCAUCUGCUUUCCUCUUCUCGGUUAUUUGGGCUCCAAAGCUCUCCUGCUCCUCCUGAUUCUGCUGGGCUGGCCAGUGGAGGUGAUGUAUGGGGCUGCUGCCUUCAAUGGGCUGACAGGAGGCUUCACCACAUUUUGGGCAGGCAUCAUGGCUCUGGGAUCCCUGGGCUCCUCGGAAAGCAAGAGGUCUCUGCGGCUCAUCAUUAUUGAACUGGUGUAUGGCCUCGCUGGCUUCCUGGGCAGCAUGGCAUCUGGCUACCUCUUUGUUGGCUUCAGUGACCACUAUCGAGAAGGCACCGUGCUGGUGUGCUGCAGCAUCGCUUGCUAUGCCUUCUGUCUCCUCUACAGCAUUUUUGUCCUCACAGUCCCCAAGCCAGCAGCUUCCUGCCCAGCCAAAGCCAAGAGUGUAGACGAGGUGGGUGGUCAGCUACCAGAAGCAGCAGUACCAGGGAGUUCCCAACCUUCAGAGGGCAGCAUCUCCACUCCUGUAUCACCCUCAAAACUCAUCAUCAUCCUGCUGUUUGUGGCAGCAAUCCUCUACGACCUUGCUGUGGUUGGUGCAAUGAACGUACUCCCACUGUUCUUGCUCAGGGAACCUUUAAGUUGGAAUGCCGUGGAGAUUGGCCACGGCAACGCUGCUGGGUAUGUAAUCUUCAUUACCAGUUUCCUAGGGGUACUCGUGUUCUCCAGAUACCUGAGGGACAUUACCAUGAUCAUGAUUGGAGUAGCAUCGUUCAGCGCUGGCAUCCUCAUCAUGGCCUUCGUGCAGUGGACGUUCCUGUUCUACAUUGCACGGGCAGUGAUGCUCUUUGCCCUCAUCCCCUUACCAACCAUCAGGUCCAUGUUGUCCAAGCAUGUUGAAGGAUCAUCCUACGGUAAGGUGUUUGUCCUGCUGCAGCUGUCUUUAGUCACCACGGGAGUAGUGACAUCUACAGUCUACAACAAGAUCUAUCAAAGCACACUGGACUGGUACAGCGGCUUCUGCUUCAUUUUGUCUUUUCUAGCUGGCUGCCUGAGUCUCCUCCCUUUAAGCUUUGUGGCCAUCAAACAACGGUCAACCACUGGCUCCCUUGAGAUUCUGACUGAGUAACAGAGGCAUCUUCUGGUUGUUAUCAUUAGUCCCUGCAGUUACCAAUACAACAGAUGACACAGCAUUUGUAUUUCCACUUCACAGCAUGCCACAACCUCUCAGCCAAUAAGCUCACCUAGGAAGAGAUGUUUGCCUAGUUAUUUCUGCAGCAUGCACCCAAUCCUGCAGAGUAUGUGCAUUGGCUGUUGCACACCAGCAGUCCUCAGAGCAUGCUGCUUUUUGCUAGGCUGGUUAGCAAUACCAAAGAGGGACAAGAAUAUAGGCUAGAAAUGAAAAUGGCGUUUCUAGACGCAUCACUCAGAGUGGAAGCGGAAAGCAGAGGACUGGUUUUCCAUUAGUUCCUUUUUGUCUGUUCGUUCAAAAAUCUCACAGAGUUCUGUGACUUUG
Molecule: messenger RNA, 2149 nt
Organism: Ficedula albicollis (Collared flycatcher)
Lineage: Eukaryota; Metazoa; Chordata; Aves; Passeriformes; Muscicapidae
Gene: SLC46A2
Product: solute carrier family 46 member 2
Exons: 4
Coding region: 404-1762 (452 amino acids)
Biological process (GO): transmembrane transport
Cellular component (GO): membrane
Molecular function (GO): transmembrane transporter activity
Source: RefSeq, a predicted model, not a curated record